AUGGAGAGUAAAAGAAGUGUAAAGGUGGAGGAUUUGAACCCGUCAUCUUCAUCAUUUUCGGAUCAUAAUCUGGUGGGUGGUAAUAAUUCACACAGGGGUUUGGAGGAUUACUCGGUUGAUGGUGAAAAUGGGUCAUUAGGUUUCAUGGAGUUACUAGGGGUUCAAGCUUUUGGCCCUUCAGUUCUUGAUAUGUUACCGGUACUCCCAAAUCAGAACCGGACUUGUACAGUUGAUCAAGACUCAUCAGAGGUGGUGAAUACACCUGCAACACCGAUUCUUUCUUCUAUUUCUUCAGAAUCUAGUGGUGCUGGUGGACCAAAUGAUGAACAGACUAAAGAAGUGCUAGACGAAGUAGAUGAAGAAGAAGAAGAACAGAAGCAGAAGACUAAGAAACAGUUGAAACCCAAGAACAUGAGUCAGAAAAGGCAGAGAGAGCAAAGAUUUGCUUUCAUGACAAGGAGCGAAGUCGAUCAUCUGGAAGAUGGCUACAGAUGGAGGAAGUACGGCCAAAAAGCUGUAAAAAAUAGCCCAUUUCCUAGGAGCUACUAUAGGUGCACUAAUGCUUCGUGUAGUGUGAAGAAAAGAAUAGAACGAUGUUUGUAUGAUCCAACCAUAGUCAUGACUACAUAUGAAGGCCAACACACUCAUCCAAGUCCGUUGAUGUCUCGAGCAAACCCUGCGGCUGAACUGAUGCCGCGCUCGAAAUUCUCUACUGGUGAAUCGGCCGCUAUCUUUGUGCCAUCGCCACUGCAAAUGAGUUUAUCAUCAGCUGCAGCUGAAUAUCAAGUCCAUUGCAACUACUCUACGCCAUUGAAUUUUGGUUUUAUGGGUUCUACAAAUAUCAACAGUGCUGCAAGUGCACACCAGAAGCGCAUUUGCACUCCACCUUCUGCUUUGAUAACAGAUUAUGGGCUUCUUCAAGAUAUUGUGCCCUCCAUUGUGAGAAAGGAAGAGUAA
Molecule: messenger RNA, 957 nt
Organism: Fraxinus pennsylvanica
Lineage: Eukaryota; Viridiplantae; Streptophyta; Magnoliopsida; Lamiales; Oleaceae
Source: the annotation of a GenBank genome assembly